This is a messenger RNA of Biomphalaria glabrata, 3137 nucleotides long. Its product is annotated as beta-1-syntrophin-like. Gene Ontology annotation, cellular component: dystrophin-associated glycoprotein complex; intracellular anatomical structure. NCBI's taxonomy places the organism in Eukaryota, Metazoa, Mollusca, Gastropoda, Planorbidae. Bases 221 to 1684 code for a protein of 487 amino acids. The transcript has 7 exons. The record is from RefSeq and is a predicted model, not a curated record. Gene Ontology annotation, molecular function: protein binding; structural molecule activity.
GCCUUACUUUUCUUUCAAGGUCACAAUUUGUUCGUUUGCCAGAUUAGAUUAAAAUGAACUUUACAUCUAUGCUGCUAUGCAUAGAUCUAUGUGUCCUUUCAUACGAGUUCAGAGAUAUAGAAAUCUCGACACGGAAGCUUUUCGAAUAGAACACAACAACCAUGAUAGAAAUCAAGAAGGAGUAAGGAGAGGACCGGUGUGUUUAUAAUUGUCGACCAAAAUGGCUAAUGGUAUGCCGCGGUCUGGAGCUUUCGAUGUUUUUAUUCGCCAACAGUGGUGCCCUGUCAGCGUAACUUUAAAUGAGGAAUCCAUCACACUUACACUUACUGAGAAUCCAGAUCAGGCAACAGCAUCGAACGGUUCGGUUGAUAACGGCCAUGGAUUAGCCAACGGAAAUGCUGAUCUUCCCGAGUCAAUCACAGGCCAAAAGCGCUACGUCAAGGUUAUCAAAGAAGAUCAGCAUGGCCUUGGUAUCAGUAUUAAAGGUGGAAAAGAAAAUAGGAUGCCUAUCCUCAUUUCUAAAAUAUUUAAAAAUAUGGCAGCAGACAAAACGGAGAAGCUAUAUGUGGGAGAUGCAAUACUGUCUGUUAAUGGGGAAGACUUGAGAGAUGCUACUCAUGAUGAUGCUGUGAAAGCUCUCAAGAAAGCUGGAAAAAUUGUUGAAAUGGAAGUGAAAUACUUACGAGAAGUUACACCUUACUUUAGAAAGUCUUCUCCUUUGAAUGAGCUGGGCUGGGGCACACAAGACUCUGUUCAGAAAGAUGGUACAUCCAAGUCCAGUUGGUCAGAAACCAAGACCUUGCCAUUGAAGAUGUGCUAUUUAUGCCGCAAUUUAACUGUACCAGAUUCAGAAAAGAGGACACUGGAAUUACAUUCACCUGAUGGCAAAGGAGUCUGCACUCUACGAUUUCCAGAUCCAGCGACAGCAUCUGACUGGUUUAAUGCUAUUCAUUCUAAUGUCAUGAUGCUUACAAAACAAGCCAUAGAAGAUGCUAAUGAGAUGUUGAGGACGGCACCUAAUCAGCAUGAAAUUAGACAUAUGGGAUGGUUAUCAGAACAACUUACAGGUGAACAAGGUUCUACUAUAUGGAAGCCAGUGUUUAUGGCUUUAACAGACAAAGAUAUCUUACUCUACGAUACAGCACCCUUCAGCAAAGAGGAGUGGGCUACACCAUUUCAGUCACAUCCAUUAUUAGCCACAAGGCUGGUCCACUGUGGGAAACAGAGCAGUCAGAUGACAGGUGCUGAUGUCAUGUCCUUUGGUACUCGAUCAGGAUCCCGCAAUGGUGUAGAAGUUCACAUUUUUCGAGUAGAAACACAGAGAGAUCUUGCCUUCUGGUCACGUGCCUUAGUGCAAGGAUCACAUGGGGCGGCCAUAAUAACAAAACAAGUUUCUUGUUCUGCUGUAUGGAAAAACAAGAAGGCUAAAUUAACAGUGCACUAUGAAGAUGGUUUUACAUUACGAGAAGAUGCCGAAGGUGCUGAGAGACCUGGAGAAAUCUUAUGGUCUUAUCCUUUUGAAAACUUAAGAAUGUCCUCUGAUGAUGGUCAUAGAUUAUUGUGGUUAGAUUUUGCUGAUAUUGGUGAACAGGAGUUGGAUCUGAAUACUUGCCCAAAGCCUAUAGUGUUUGUGAUUCAUACCUUUUUAUCAGCCAAAGUAAGUCGUAUGGGACUUAUAGCUUGAUGAUAUUGUCAGCUGGAACCAUUGAUGUAAAAGGAACUAUUUUUCUAGAUUUGAUACAUUGUUGAUAUUAGACAACGGCUGAGUGUUGAUAGUGUUGGUUGUACCACACCCCAAAUGUAUUGAACGAAAUAUGUUCUUUUAAAUCUUUUUCUUUUAAUUACUGUUUUUAGAAGAGGAUAUGACACACAGUCUUUUGGGACAACAGCCAAAAAUUUCUGAACGGAACAUUUAAUCAAGUCUAUGCCAUUUUCAAAGUUAAUACAUUUCUGUAACAGAAAUUUAAAAAAAAAUCUAUGCCAUUUUUAAAGUUCACAAGUUUUAAAAAACCAACAACUGGUUAACUGAUUGAAUUUUAAUGUCAAAUUUAUUCCUUUGAUUUCUUAGGUUUCUACUGUGUUUUGUUCUGUACUUAGUAGAAACUUGAGAUAUAUAUAUAUAUAUAUUUGUGUAUGCUACGGGUGAAUAGUUGAUAUUGUAAAUAAAAGAUAACCCCAAGAUGAACCAGAAGGUUAGAUUCAGUUAAUUUCUGAAAUGUUAAUGCUGAGAUAUUAAGACAUCUGUUAAUGUAUAGCAAGCUUUCUUGUGAAUUUUUAAAGAAGUAUUCAUUGUAUUAGUCUCUUGCUCUGAUAGUAAGAAUAAAAAUUGUUUACUGUAAUCAUGAAGUGAUACAUUUGUUUUGAACAAACUAUUUAUUUCUCCUUAAUGUCACAUUUUGCUUGCUUUGCAUAUCUUACAAGGUUAUGAGAAAAUAAGGUUGUUAGUUUCAUUUUCUUCCCAAAACUCUUUAAAAUGUUUUUACAUAUUUUACAUUUAAAUUAUGUUUACAGCUUAAAGGUUUCUUUUUUUUGAGGCCUAGAGUAUAAAAAAAAAAUGUUUGGUUGUGUAUGUGUUUUUUUUUUAUUGCAAAUAAUGAGUUUGUUAUACCUACAAACUCAAAGCUGUUGGUGGGGCAGAGGAGGUUGCUUUUUGAAAAAAAUCAUUUGUUUGUUACAUGUGUUUCUUAACAAUUAACUAAUUACAACAUACUUUGACUAAUUGUUAUACAAUUUUAUUUACAAUAGUUAAAAGAUAAUUUUUGUUUUGUUGGCUUUGACCUUUGAUAUGUUACUUUUAGAUAAAAAGAGCUAAAAAAGUUAGUUGCAACAAAUGUGAACGAAUGAAUGAGUACAUUUUUAUAUAAAAUUCUAAUAUAUAUAUAUAAAAAAGUGAAGCUGCAUUCCUAAAAAACUGCAUAAUAUGAGAAUAGGAACUAUCCAUUGCAUUCAUGCUGCUGACAGAGUGUACAGAUACUUGAGUAGUGUAUACAAAUCUUAUUUUUCUUUUCUGUUCAUAGCUCUUUCAUCAAAACACAAAACAAAAUGUGGCCUUUAAUAUCUGUUCUUUUUUAUUUUUUUAUUUAUUCACUUUGAUGUUUCAAUGUUGUGAUUUGAAAAUACAUGAGCUUAUUAUAUGA